This is a messenger RNA of Brassicogethes aeneus, 1249 nucleotides long. Lineage: Eukaryota; Metazoa; Arthropoda; Insecta; Coleoptera; Nitidulidae. The record is from the annotation of a GenBank genome assembly.
GUCAAAACAGAUUCAAAUUCAUCCCAAAUUCAAAAGUUUUUUAAGAAAAAAUGGAUAAAUACGUGCUAAAAAUAUACCGAACAUAUCAGAACUACUAUUUCCCAUUAUCGAAGAUGAAUCAAGGUUUAUACAAGUUAAAUUUUUUUCACACGGUCAGACAAUGCAGUAUGAUGAAGAACAAGAUGAAAGUUACCGUGGUUGGGGCGGCAGGAAAAACUGGCCAAUCGUUGUGCUUAAUGUUAAAACAAUCGCCUCUUAUCGAUGAGUUAUGCGUGCACGACUUAAGGCCGACGCAAGGUUUUGCCGCCGAGUUAAAUCACGUGGACACAAACUGUAAAGUAACUGCCUUUAGUGGAAAGGAUGCUCUGGGGGCGGCUUUAGAAAACUCCAGGAUAGUAAUAGUUUUAGCAGCUUCAAAAGAUGCAGAGUUACUCACUUUUGAAGACAUGUUCAAACCAAACGCGCCAAUAAUUAAAGAAAUAAUCGCAGUGUUUGCCAAAACUUGUAAUAAGGCUAUGUUGGCCAUAGCAACGAACCCUGUUAACAGUAUGGUGCCGUUGGCUUGUGAACAAUUGAAAAAAUUCGGGGUUUUCAACCCGAGAACAGUUUUUGGAAUUACGUCGCUGGAUGUGGUCAGGGCGAAUACUUUUGCUGCCAAAGUCCAAGGUUACGAACCGGAAUGCGUGCUGGUGCCAGUAAUCGGUGGUCAUAGCGACGAGACCAUCAUACCCGUUUUAUCGCAGUCCAAACCUUGUUACGAAUACACGAACGACGAAGUAGAAAACAUAACGCACAGCGUGAGGAUGGCUCAUAACAACAUUCUAAAGUUGAAACCGAAAGAAAAUGCUCCGCUAUCGAACGCUUUCGCCAUAGCAAGGUUUAUAAUAUCCUUGGUCAAGGGGCUGAAGGGAUAUUUGGAUAUAGUGGAAUGCGCUUACGUUCCCUCCUGCAUCUACCCGCAACUAAAGUAUUUGGCGACGCCGGUGGUGUUGGGUACGAACGGCAUUGCGAAAAAUUUGGGCGUCCCGAAGCUAAACGACUUCGAGAAUUGCCUAUUCAAAAACGCGAUGAACAGUUUGAUAUUGGAUAUAAAAAAGGGGGAAUUGUUUGCGAAUGUGGAAGAUCCCCCAACAUGUGAUCCCUGUGACCCCCAAGUAUCGGCCCCCAAAUGUCCCCCUGACCACUGUGAAUUGCAACACCGAGUUUGUUAAUUUAUCUAUUGUUUCUGACGGUUUAGUAAACAGUUUAC